UCGUCUUCUGUCCAUUCCUUCCUCUGUAUAACGUCUACUACUCCAGGUCUGGAGACACAGCCACUGGCUCGUCAACUCCAAUUUCGCAAACUUAAUUCCAUGGACAACGCAAUACUCUUCUAGUCUCAGUCUGGAAUCAUGAAGCACCUCCAGCUCACCCCAGGCGAGGGCGUCAAACCACUGAAAGAUGGCAUAUCCGUCCCUGCCGCUCUUCCUGAAGCCAAAGAAACCAAACUUCACCCGGCAAACGCGCCAGACGCAGCAACAAACGCAUCUCUAUUCUUCGUUGGAACAGCAACCACGAUCAUAGAGUGGGAAGGCUUGCGCAUCCUCACCGACCCCAACUUCCUCCACGCAGGCGACCAUGUACAUCUCGGGCCUGGCGUAAGCGCAACACGCCGCACCAACCCAGCAGUUGACUUGGAAGAUCUUCCACAUAUUGAUGCGAUCCUGCUGUCGCACUACCACGAAGACCACUUUGACAGGCUUGUUGAAGACAAACUGUCCCGCUCAAUACCCAUCAUCACCACGCCGCAUGCACAUAGUUGUCUCACUUCCAAGGGUGCAGACUCCUUCACUAACGUACAUGCGCUUGAUUUCUGGGAGAGUCUGAUCGUGGACGUGAAACCCAAGACCGUCACAACAGGAAAAAUACCGAGUCUCAAGGUCACAGGAAUGCCGGGGAAACACGUCCCGCCUGGGCCUCUUAACGUCGCCAACGAGAUCCUCAAAGCCGUCCCGCCAACAAACGGAUGGAUGAUCGAGCUUGGCUAUGCGUCUCCAGAAUCAGCAAACGCUGAUGAAUUCGCUAGCGGAUACAGAGUGUAUAUCACCGGCGACACGCUAAUGGUCGAUGAACUGAAGGAAAUUCCCGAGCGCUACAAGGACCUCAACAUCGACCUGAUGCUAAUACAUCUUGGCGGUACUACGAUCCCAGGGCCGAGCAUGCCGCUGCUCAUGGUUACGAUGGAUGCAAAGCAGGGCGUGGAGCUAAUGCACUUGAUCGACCCUGAUGUGACGAUUCCGAUCCAUUAUGAUGAUUAUGAUGUCUUCUUAAGCCCGCUGGAUGAUUUCAAGAAGAAAGUGGAGCAGGCGGGGCUGAGUGGUAAAGUGGUGUACUUGGAUCGAAAGGACCAGUAUAAGUUCCUGGUCAAGCAGGAGGGGGAGAAGAAGGGAAUUAAGGAUCUACCCACAGCGAGUUGAGACAGAUUAGCCAGAAUUGGAAUCAUUUGCUUCGUUCAAACAUGCCGUAUGCAGAUUGUAUGUGAUUAUCACCUCGUGCUUUACGUUGUGAGAUCCAUUCGCACAGGGGGCCGUGUGGCAGCGGGCGCGCUCUCCACAGCAAAAAGCACACCACGAACUCUUUUGUCACGCUGCAAGUCUACACACGAUAGUGGGUGGGUGGUUUGACGUUUAUCAUUCCAGUGGUCCCCUGUAUGAGCGGGUCCCUGCCUCGAUUUCGUAUGCCAUUGUAAGAGUAAUCAUCCCUUAGACGCCCUCCGCCAAUGCCAUGCCAUAUCACGCCGUCAUCCUCU
This is a messenger RNA of Boeremia exigua, 1535 nucleotides long. Its product is annotated as beta-lactamase-like protein. Bases 139 to 1203 code for a protein of 354 amino acids. The transcript has a single exon. NCBI's taxonomy places the organism in Eukaryota, Fungi, Ascomycota, Dothideomycetes, Pleosporales, Didymellaceae. The record is from RefSeq and is a predicted model, not a curated record.